CAGCCUCGUGCAAAGACGCAGAAGCAAAUAAAGUACGUGUAAGCACGGCUUCUGCGACGAAAACGCGAGAACCCCCCACAAUCUUGGCACUGAUUGGCGUCUUAAAGUUUCCCAGGGAAUAAUACAUAGCUUUGCUACCUACCUUUGACAGCUUGUCUCGCUUGGCGAACAAUCCCUGGGAAACAGAAACACAAUCGCCCGAAACCCAGCACCACAACCCCAAUGUAACCCUUAUACAACCACGCUCAACAUAGCUGAUCACCACCACAAGUCCCAAGCAGCGGUGUUGGCUCCGGCCAUGCCUCAAAAGCGGCCUGGCAGCGCCGAAAGCCCCGUCUCGACCAAGGUCAAGCUGCCCAAAUUUGAACGCGAUACGGAAGACUUCUCGAGCGUCGUCAAAUCCAAGUUACAAGCCUACACGCGCACAGGACAGGCAUGCGACCGAUGCAAGGUUCGCAAAAUCCGAUGCGAUGCCUUACCUCAAGGAUGCUCCCAUUGCGCCAACCAGAACCUGGAGUGCUUCGUCACCGACAGGGUCACGGGUCGCACAGAAAGACGUGGCUAUAUACAGGACCUGGAACGCGAGAAGACCGAUAUGUUGAAUCACAUCCGCGCGCUGGAGAAAGUGCUAGAGAACAGUGGUGUCGAAGUUAUACCGUGGAAAUGGGGGCCGCGCGACGGGAAUUACCCACCUGGCGUCACAUUCGAUUCCAUGGGAAACCCAAUAGUGCCACCGGCUGAACCUGGCAAGAGCCAGUGGUCGCUUGUUGAAACAGUUUGGACUCGCCACAGCCUCGAAACCAAACCAAGCAGUAUUCCCUCGCUAUAUCAGAUGCCCCAACCCACGGCAUCAUCCAAGACACUGGAAUCGAGGGCCUACGACGGCUAUCCGGGCGUCGGUUCUGACGUUGCGCCUCUGAGCUCCAUCAAGGGAACGAAGCUGUCGAUUCUUGGCACGACGGUUGAUGUAACAUCCUUUUUGGCACCGGACAUGGACGACUUACCUACUACGUCUGGCGCGCCAUUAUACAACCGGUCUGCUCAGGCCUUUAUACAAUCCGCUUACAGGUUGAACCCACCAUUGCCCGCGGAGCUACCACCUCGGAGUGAGGCUUUCGAGUAUGCCGAGUGGUACUUUAUCAUCUGCCACCCGUUCAGCCCAAUUCUCCACAAGCCCUCGUUUAUGGCACUUCUUACACGCAUAUAUGACGACCCGGCCUUCGUGGCCAGCUCGGCGGAGCUUGUCGUUGUGCACAUGGUCUUUGCUACUAUAUAUUUUCAGUACGGCGUGCGCAAUCCUCAGAACUUGGAGAGACACAGGCAGCUCGAUGUACUGGCAAAUCAGCACUAUCACUACAGCCUGAACAGGUUCUGUGACCUGGAGGCUGAUCGGACCAUAACGUCUGUACAGGCUCUCCUUUUGUUGGGCUUACAUAUGCGUGGGUUUUCAAAGCCCGGUGGUGCCUACCUGGUUAGCUACACUGCUUUCGCGAAGGCCAUAGAGCUGGGUCUGAACAAGGCAGCACCUGGUGUACUCGACGGCAGUGUGCUCAAUCUCGAAACGGAGCUUCGGAGCCGGGCUUGGUGGUCAGUCCUUGUCCUAACUACUGCGCUGAAUGGUCACCUGGGUAGGCCAAUGGUCGUCACUAUGCAGGACUUUGACGUGCCCCUCCCGACACCUAUCCCGGAUGAGUGUCUCACUCCAGACGGAAUCACAGACAGAUCACGAAUUGGAGAAUGUACCUACUGGGUCGGUUUGGCGAUAUACAAGAUCACACCAGCUUACAUGGACCUUUACGCGAACAUUUACAGCAUACGGCGAGACCCGCAACGUCACGCCGAGGUCGUCGCACGAAUCGAAGAGCAGGUUGCUAAAUGGAAGGAGGAACUUCCUGCUGAGCUACGUAGUGACAACGAGGAACAACAGCUUAACCAAAGCGGGAAAUCGAAGCUGUUCGCCCUGAUCGCCCGUGGAGUUUGUAUCGAAUUGCGGCUCAUGCUGAGGCACCCAUCUGCGUGCCCAUUGGUAGAUCCAGACUAUCAAGCUGAGAAUACGCGAUUGAGUGAGGAGAUGUCUAGGCAACUUCUUGACCAUGUCACCACUGUUCUUAAGCUUAGGUCUGGGGACACGACUUGGUAUCAAAUAUCCACCUAUGUUGCUGCCGUUUCCUGCACUCUGGCUGCCAACUGGGAGAGAAGAUUUAGCAUCACCCAAGAAGAGGUUGCGAGAUUAAGGCGGGAGAUGAACAGGUGGCUUGGCAUCAUCGAAGAGACCGGAAAAUCACUCGGGUCCCAGGUUGGCAUCUGCGACGACAUCAGCCAAAUCAUCAAUCACACCAUUGCCGGGAUAGAAGCGGUUCGCAGGGGAGGCUCGCAAUCGGCAAGGUCUUCAGUAAAGACUUCGUUAUCUGACGAACAGACUCGGGAGGAGCACAAGCCAUCGCCGGAAUGGUCGCGUGUGCACAAGAGCCAGUCAACUCCAGUUGAAGCACCCAGCGCCAGAGAUAUUAAUGGCAGCUGUUUUGAUAAUACUAAUACAGUGUACCAGCCCGUCACAACCUUUGAAGAUCAUAGUAACCCCGUAACUAGCGGUAGCUCGGUGCCGCCGACCUCACUGGGGUUUGACCCUAACAUCAGCCUCUAUCAUUCUGGCACAGGCAUUUCUGCAGCAGAUGCAAGCUCGGAUAACACCCAUCAACAACAGCCAAAUCCACUGGUUGCAUUCGCAUCACAGGCCACACAACAGUUAGCCAGCUUCCACGGCCCGAGCGACGAGGCAGUGACAAACGGCAACGAGUCUGUCACCGCCCUUAAUACCUGGUCUGGGAACAAAAAUUGGGUUGAUUGGACAUCUGCCCUGUCUGAUUGGCAAGAUAGAUGUAGCGCUAAUACGCUACUUCAUCUUGGAGGGUCGGCUCACCAGCCUAUGGGUCAACACCAGGCUCAGCAACAGCAAUUUUUGAUGAAUGGUCAGCACCCUCACCCGGAUGACGUUGGGGGAUGUCUACCUGUUAUGCCGGUUACUUCUGCCGAACAGUGGCCUUUGCUUGUUUUCAAUCACGAUGGGACAUCCCUUGGCUGAGAAUAAUUUAUCUGGAAGUUGUCUUGAUGUUUCAUUUGUUUUCAUCUAACGAAUACCUUAGAUACUCUUCUUUCAUUUUGGGUUGGCACUUUCUCCUUGAUAUACCCGGGCAGGUCCACAGGACACCCAAUCUGUUCAAAUACUACACAAUCCUUGGUUACAAUAUAAUUUUAUUUUUGUUUUCAAUCAA
Pyricularia grisea is the source of this 3272-nucleotide messenger RNA. RefSeq lists its product as uncharacterized. The transcript has 3 exons. Gene Ontology annotation, molecular function: DNA binding; zinc ion binding; DNA-binding transcription factor activity, RNA polymerase II-specific. The record is from RefSeq and is a predicted model, not a curated record. Gene Ontology annotation, biological process: DNA-templated transcription; regulation of DNA-templated transcription. Bases 299 to 3082 code for a protein of 927 amino acids. NCBI's taxonomy places the organism in Eukaryota, Fungi, Ascomycota, Sordariomycetes, Magnaporthales, Pyriculariaceae.